AUGUUCGCCCCUGGAUACGGAAUGGACCCGGCCAACCCGCAAGACUUCCUCAACAUGGCGCGGUCGAUGCGCCGGCCCGUCACCCAACGAUUCGACGAGUACUACCGCUGCUACCCCAUGGUGAUGCAUCCCGGUCCCGAGCGCAGCGAGCUGAACUAUGGCUCCAAGAUCCUGCUGCCUCCGUCGGCACUCGACAAGGUGUCCAAGCUUCACGUGCAGUGGCCUCUGCUGAUGGAACUCAUCAACGGCGAGAAGGAGAGGCACUCUCAUGCUGGUGUGCUCGAGUUCGUGGCCGAGGAGGGAAGGGCAUACCUCCCGCAGUGGAUGAUGCAAACCCUGCUCCUGGAUGUCGGCGACAUGAUCCAGAUCAAGACAACCUCCCUCGAGCUCGCCAGGCUGGUUAAGCUCCAGCCCCAGUCUGUGAACUUCCUCGAAAUCAGCGAUCCCAAGGCGGUCCUUGAGCGUGCUUUCCGGAACUUCGCUGCCGUUACCAAGGGCGACGUCUUCAAUUUUGAGUACAACGACACAGUCUACGAUGUGGCAGUGUUGGACGUGAAGCCCGAGACGGAGAAGAUGGGCGUCUGCAUGAUCGAGACGGACGUGUCGGUGGAGUUUGCCCCUCCAGUGGGAUACGUGGAGCCGACGAAGUCAUCGGGAAGCGGCACCAGCACGCCGAGAAGCACCCGCGGCCUGCCAGCUGGAGGAUUGUUGCACAACCAGGGCACCAUGGCUCAGGCCAUCAACUACGACUCCAUCGCGCCCUCUUCCGCCGCGGCGCAGGCGACAAACUUCCACGGCGAGGGCAACCGUAUCGGCGCUAAGAAGGGCGGUAAGGCCCCCACCCCGAAGCCAGCCACACCCGUCCCGGGAGUUCCGGCGGACAAGGACUCUGGCGCACCUCGCAGACGGACGAACGGGCCGCUGCCGCUACGGCUGCCCCCGAAUAAGCUGUUCCUGGGUUACGAGAUCACGCCUUACAAGUCGAAGGAGCAGAAGGAGAAGGAGAUUGAAGGUUCACAGAAACCCCAUUUUGCAGGCCAGGGCCAAACGCUGAGGGGAGGAGUCAAGAAGAAGGCCGAGGUCGAGGAGAAGCCAGAAGUCGUGAAGAAACCUGAAGUCGGUCAUCGUUUGGACGGCAAGAGUGUCCAGUAG
Molecule: messenger RNA, 1152 nt
Organism: Diaporthe citri
Lineage: Eukaryota; Fungi; Ascomycota; Sordariomycetes; Diaporthales; Diaporthaceae
Exons: 2
Coding region: 1-1152 (383 amino acids)
Cellular component (GO): VCP-NPL4-UFD1 AAA ATPase complex
Molecular function (GO): polyubiquitin modification-dependent protein binding
Source: RefSeq, a predicted model, not a curated record